This is a messenger RNA of Notothenia coriiceps (black rockcod), 1821 nucleotides long. It is a transcript of the gene rasd2a, whose product is annotated as RASD family member 2a. Gene Ontology annotation, molecular function: GTP binding; GTPase activity; G-protein beta-subunit binding. Lineage: Eukaryota; Metazoa; Chordata; Actinopteri; Perciformes; Nototheniidae. Bases 632 to 1666 code for a protein of 344 amino acids. Gene Ontology annotation, biological process: signal transduction. The record is from RefSeq and is a predicted model, not a curated record. The transcript has 2 exons.
UUUUUAAGAAACACCGUGAUGGUUUUUAAAACAUAAUACAAACACAUGAAAAAACAGGUUACCACAAAACUGCCAAAAAAAUGAUUAUUAUCAACAUGACAGCAUUGUUAGGAGAGGAUAACCACAAUUAUUAGGGUUCAAACCUUCAGUGUCCAUCUUAUUGAUGCUAAGGACUGCUAAUUUAUCAUCCAUAAUGACAACACCUGAACAUGGGAUAAAAAUAGAUCCUUGAUUAGGUUUGAACAGAUCAGAAUUUCCCAAAGGUUUGCCUCAGAACAAACGUCUGAUUUGGUUUAUUUUAGUCUUUGGACACAAACAUAUAGAUUUGGGAAACUCCUCUGUCUUUGACUCCUCUCUCUUCCCACACUUAUCGACCUAAAUCCUUCAAAGGAAAACUGCAAUAGUUAAAAAAGGAGAUCGUGUGUGUGUUUUUUGUUUGUGGGCUGCAUGCUUUGUCUUUCUAUAUAAGGAGCGUUUGCUCUGUGUGAAAGCGUGACGCAGGCACUGCGCUGUUUGUGGGUGUAUAAGAGGCGCCUCUCGGCUCUGUUUCUACGCACACAUGGGGAAGCAACUUGGGUCGGUAAGAUUUUGAUAGCCUCUGGUGUCUGGGGAAGCUUGAAAGGAAACGGAGAUGAACGCAACGAUUUACCUUUCCGUUGAUGGCAUCCUCGAAACGUUCAACUCUCUCACCAGGCAUCAACAAUCAGGCAUCACGCACCCAGUCAUGCAGAGCUCAGCCCUUAUCCCAGUCACGCACCCCAAAGUCUCAAAUAUAUCUAAGACAGGCAUGGGCAUCAUCAAAACGGUGAAAGGGCACUUGAGACAACACGGGGUUGAUAGUAGAUCCAGUUCUGGAAAUCGGCAGCUUUCAAGUGAUCGACUCCCCUAUAGGUCCGUGGAUCUGAUGGAGCUGGGUCUGGCCAAGCCUAAGAACUGUCACAGAAUAGUGGUGCUUGGCGCGCCAAAAGUGGGUAAAACCAACAUCCUUCAACGAUUCUUGGGGAAACAAUUUGAAGAACAAUACGAACCCACAAUCGAGGACUUCCACCGAAAACUCUUCUACAUAGGAGGGGAGGCAUACCAGAUCGAUAUUCUGGACGCCCCGAGUGAGAGGGACUUCCCUGCAAAACGGAGGCUAUCCAUUCUGACAGGUGACACCUUCCUGCUUGUGUUCAGUUUGGAUGACAGAGAGUCCUUCAAUAAAGUCUGUGAGUUUCUAAACGAGAUCAAAGACGCUAAGGCGAAGUUACUGAAAUGUAAACAUCUCCCGAGAGUCCCAGCAGUCGUGAUAUGUGGGAACAAAGCGGACUUGAAGGCGCAGAGAGUCGUCAGGCAGUCAGAGGUAGCAGAAGCCCUCGGUGAGGAUGUGACAUUCUUCGAAACCUCUGCUAAAGAUGGUACUGGGAUGGAAGCUGCGUUCAGGGGCCUAGCCUCUGUAGGCAGACUACCUGACGAGACAAUUCCGUCACGGCAUGAGAUGAUAUCCCUCUUCACCUACCAGUCGAUGUGCAUCGGCCGGCGGGGCAGGAGAGGAAGCCGGGGUCUCUGUGCGCCCUGUGCCGCAGUGGACCCUCUGGCGUGCCGCCCGAGCUUCACCAGCGACCUGCGCCUGGUGCUGAAAUCAAGCACCAAACACAACAAACCCGAGAGGUGUCAGAUUCAAUGAAUUUCAAGCCUUCUCGAUCAAACCAAUUGUAGUAGUAUGCUGCAAUAUCAUAUUAUGUAAGGAGUUAUACUCUGCGGCACAUGGCUGGACCAGUGCAUUCAUUUCUUGUUUUUGUAUGUAACUGCAUUUAUAUUAUCUUAUGUUAAUAAAAACAA